Messenger RNA from Quercus robur (English oak), 3168 nucleotides. RefSeq lists its product as uncharacterized. The transcript has 16 exons. Gene Ontology annotation, cellular component: transcription factor TFIIIC complex. The record is from RefSeq and is a predicted model, not a curated record. Lineage: Eukaryota; Viridiplantae; Streptophyta; Magnoliopsida; Fagales; Fagaceae. The coding region runs from base 245 to 2968 and encodes 907 amino acids. Gene Ontology annotation, molecular function: histone acetyltransferase activity; protein binding. Gene Ontology annotation, biological process: transcription initiation at RNA polymerase III promoter.
ACCAAAGUUUUAUUUGAGCUUAGAGGAUUCGAACUAGGGUUUUUGGCGCUUCAUCUUCUCCAAAACUCAAAAAACACACUCUCUUCCCGAUUCGAUCCAUAGAUCUCCAACUCCCUCUGCUUCGUCUUUUUUUCUCAGCUCCCGGCUACAGUCAAAUUUCCCUCCAAACUCACAAACCCACACACUCUUCUCACUCACAAUUCACAGUUCACAGUUCACAGUUCAAAAGUUCACAACAACAGCGAUGGCCUCGCGCUUCCAGGCCAUUCCACUGGUGGCGUCGCCGUCCUACCCCAACGCCGUUGCCUGGUCCGACGAGAACCUCAUCGCCGUCGCUUCCGGUCACCUCGUCACCAUUCUGAAUCCAGCAUCACCUUUUGGACCACGAGGCCUUAUCACAGUUCCCAAUAGUGAACCUUUUCCAAUUGGAGUUAUUGAUAGAAAAGAUUUAUUCUCUGGGUGCUUGUUGCCCAACUGUUUAUCUCGGGAUCGUCAACCUUGUGUUCGAUCAGUAUCAUGGUCACCACUAGGAAUGGCUCCUAACUCAGGAUGCUUGCUGGCUGUUUGUACAACAGAAGGAUGUGUGAAGCUUUAUCGUCCACCAUUUUGCGACUUUGGUGCUGAAUGGAUAGAGGUUAUGGAUAUAUCAGACAGGCUUUAUGAAUAUCUCACAAGUAUCAGCUUCGGGGAGUCAGAUGUUUCUUGCCCAAAUAAUUCUGACGCAACAAAAGACAUACAUGCAGAAGAUCCAGCUAGUUUUGUUUCCAAAAAAGAGUGCAAGCGAAGAAAAAUCAAUAAGGGCUCUCAAACUACUGGGGACCAAUUACCAUGUCAAGGAAACAGUGAGAAUUCCAAUUCUAGCUCUGGCCCUUAUAUUGAGAGGGAGGGACAAGGAUUAAAAGCGGUGUAUAAGCUUAGUUCUGACAAGCUGGAAGAAGGAAAGUUACAUCAUAUUGGUCCUCUGUCUAAAUGUAAAGCAAAGUCUCUCAAUAAGAUGCAAGAAAAUCGCACGCACCCACAAAUAACUGCGGCGCAGUAUGCUUCUCGCAAUGCGAUGCUAUGGUCACUUGCAGUUGCAUGGUCACCAUUGCUGCAGUUGUCAUCUAAACUCUGUUCAAUUCCUCAAAUUGGCUCAUCUGUUUCUCUACUUGCAGUUGGUGGGAAGUCUGGUAAAAUUUCAUUAUGGAGAAUAUAUGUACCAGAAUGUUACUCUAUUGAGCACAGCAGGGUCCCAACUGCAAACAUUGUUGGGCUCCUUGAGGCACACAAUUCGUGGAUUACAUCAAUCAGUUGGGCUUUUCUAACUUCUGAUUCUUCAAACCCUCAGGUUUUAUUGGCAACUGGGAGUUCUGAUGGGAGUAUGAGGAUCUGGCUGGGCAAUACUGAGGAAUUGUUGAACACAUCAGAAGUUGAUCGCACUCCCUUUUUCCUAUUGAAAGAGGUUAUAACUGCUGAUAGUAUCCCAGUUUCGGUUCUUUCACUUAGUAUGCCUGCUAAGUCCAUACAUAAAAUGCUCUUGGCAGUUGGCAAAGGAUCUGGAUCUUUUGAACUUUGGAAUUGUGACAUAUCUGGCAGAAAAUUUGAUAAAAUUGGCUCAUUUGAUGCUCAUUACCAUGCUGUCACAGACUUAGCUUGGGCAUUUGAUGGAUGUUCUUUGUACAGCUGCAGCCAGGAUAAUUUUGUGCGCUGCUGGAUUUUACGUGGUAGUUCUCUCCAUGAAGUUCCCUUCCCUUCAAAUACUCCCCGUCUUAGGAGCUCAACUGAUGUUCCAGAUGUAUUUAUUUCAUGCAUGGGUUUGGCAGUGUCCCCUGGAAAUCUUGUGCUUGUUAUGGUACGCAAUUUGGAUCUUGAACUAUUGGAUUCAAUGUACCAGAAAAAGGCUCAGAAGGCAGUUGUUGAGUUUUUCUGGAUUGGAGGACAACAACAGGAUCUCUUGUCAAAGGCUUCCCCCCUAGUUGAUGUUGUGGAAUUCCCUGCUUUUCCUGAGAAGGAAUUGGCUUAUUGGGAGUCUAAUAUUCUUUGGUCAUUGAAACAAUAUGAACAUUUGGAUAAGCCUUUGGUUCUCUGGGACAUCAUAGCAGCAUUAUUGGCUUUCAAGCAGACUACAUCAAAGUUUGUAGAACAUAUACUGCUUAAGUGGCUCUUAUCUUCAUAUAUUGGAUACAACAUGGAUCUUUCUGCUGAAAAGAUUUUGCCACUUGUCUCUAUAAGAUUAUCAAAGAUCAAUUCUCGCAAGCUGCACCUCCUAAAUAUAAUCUGUAGACGUGUAAUGCUAUCUGAGCUGAAGGCCGAUCAAGUAAACAGUGAAGUGCAGAACUUGGAAGUAUCACACGGUGCUGAAGGGGAACAAGUGACUAUGUGGACAGAGCUACUUCGCUGCAGUGAAAGAGAACUCCGUGAGAGGCUUGUGGGAUUUGGUUUUUCUGCUUUUCUAAGUCUUAAGUCCCAUUCAACCAUAACUGCUUCUCGACCUGGAUAUUGGUAUCCUGUUGGAUUGGCACAACUGGAGCAUUGGGUUGCUCUUAAUCAUGAACGUGUACAGGAUCAACUAAAAGUCUUGUCAUCAGAAGUUGGAAGGCAUGAGAAGAGACUUGAAUACAGUGAAUAUGAAGCGGCAGAGCAAUGUAGCUAUUGUUCAGCAUCAGUUCCAUUUGAAUCACCAGAAGUUGGCUUUUGUCGAGGUGUAGAGAGUGAUAGUGGCACUGGUCAGAGCCACAGACUACCAAGGUGUGCAGUUUCUAUGCAGGUUUGCCCUACCACUCCAUUAUGGUUUUGCAUAUGUUGUAAUAGAUGGGGUUCCAGAUUGGCACCCGAGACUCUUUUUUCAAUGUCCGAAUAUCCUUCGGAUUUCAAAUCUUCAACCGAAUCUUCUGUUCUAGAAGUACUCUCAAAACCUUUGUGUCCCUUUUGUGGGUUACUACUUCAGAGACGACAGCCAGACUUUCUACUUUCUGCAUCACCUGUGUAAAAAGAACGUUCACCUCUAUUUACAUUGCUGUAUUAGUUAUUAUAAAAGCUGUUUAAUUCUGUCUUUUCCAAGGCAAUGGCCCCAACUGCAUGCAUAGAGCUAGGCAGAAUGAAUUAGUAUGUAGCAUAGGGAUAAACAUACUGGAAGCAAAGUGGCAUUUGAUUAUACAUGAAAAUGGGAAGAAAUCUGGACUUGAAACC